AUGAGAAAUACUAUAUGUAUUGGUUGUAAAGAAGAAUGGAAUGGGAAAAUGCAUAUUAGUUUAUAUUGUUCAUUAGCAUUUUCAUGCGAAAAAUGUGAACAUACAAUACAAAUAAACACAUCUAAGAUGAUUCCGGACACCAAACAUCGUGAUAUCAAUAUACGUGUUCAAUUAGCUUCUUUUCUAGGUGCACAUUUGGCAGGAAUUGGCCGUGCUGGUGUAGCUAAAAUAUUUGGGGCGAUGCAUAUACCUCGACCAGUAAAAGAAGAUCACUAUGAAGAAAUUGAUAGAAAACUUCUAUUACCGUGUAUCAAAAAAUUCCAACAUCAAUCAAUGGAAGCUGCUAUUUAUGAAGCUGUUGAUGAGAACGAUGGUGAUCCAACAAGCUUAACUGUCAGUGGAGAUGGAACAUGGCAAAGACGAGGCUUCAAAAGUAUCCGUGAGGUGGCUGCUGUUCUAUCGUGCAACACAACACCGGAAGUAUUCGAUGUUCAACGUUUAUCAAAAAAAUGUGUGAUAUGCAUUGGUGAAUUGAGUGUGAAAAAUACAGAUUCAGAUUUAUAUGACGAAAUUAUUAGUAAUCAUGACUAUGAAUCAAAUUAUGAUGGUUCAUCUGGAGGUAUGGAAUCAAAAGGUAUUCAAGACAUAUUUAAACGUUCCUUUUCAAAGUAUCAAGUUCAGUACACUCGGUAUAUUGGAGAUGGAGACUUGUCGGUCAUGUGGGAUCUUACUCAACAUCCUUCAUAUCCAGGUAUCGAAAUUGAAAAGAUCGAAGACAUCAAUCAUUGA
Messenger RNA from Rotaria sp. Silwood1, 789 nucleotides. NCBI's taxonomy places the organism in Eukaryota, Metazoa, Rotifera, Eurotatoria, Philodinida, Philodinidae. The record is from the annotation of a GenBank genome assembly.